Messenger RNA from Austrofundulus limnaeus, 2848 nucleotides. RefSeq names its product beta-1,3-galactosyl-O-glycosyl-glycoprotein beta-1,6-N-acetylglucosaminyltransferase. The record is from RefSeq and is a predicted model, not a curated record. The transcript has 6 exons. NCBI's taxonomy places the organism in Eukaryota, Metazoa, Chordata, Actinopteri, Cyprinodontiformes, Rivulidae. The coding region runs from base 318 to 1604 and encodes 428 amino acids. Gene Ontology annotation, cellular component: membrane. Gene Ontology annotation, molecular function: beta-1,3-galactosyl-O-glycosyl-glycoprotein beta-1,6-N-acetylglucosaminyltransferase activity.
ACAGCUGGGAUCRAAGGACUUCAGGACCAGGGGGUCGGUGUGAUCAUGGAGCGUAGMCUUGCUCAGCCACUGGAGACUGGCACUGGAGGAGUGCCAUACUGUAGGUGUGGUAACUGAGAGCUGAGCAAACCGGCACGAGGCAAAAAGAAUUUCAUUUAUGAGUAAUCCUCACUGUAAAACGUACAUCUGACAGAGGACAAUUGGAAUAUCUAAUAAGAAAAAAAUGAACUUUGAACUGUAGGAAGCUCUGCAUUUCACCUGGUUUGCUUACGGAAUUCCCUCUUUGCAAACAUCAAAGAGGAAAUCUUCGUAAAAUAAUGCGGUUUCUGAGACGAGGCUGUCUAACAUGGUUUCUAAAGAUCACAGUUGGGCUGGGAUCUCUGUGGACAUUUUAUCUAGUGGGUCAGCUGACCGCAGGCAGGACACAUGCUGAUAUCCACAGCCGCAGCUUGUUGGAAUAUACCGAUGACGAUGGUGGCCCAGAGAAAGUCUGCAACUGUUCAGCAAUCUUGCAGGGAGAGCAGGAGGCAGUUGAGCAGGCCAAAUUACUGACCAUCACCAGAGAUUUCCACAAAAAUAUUCAGAUCCCAGAUGAGUAUUACAUUAAUGAAACCCAAGACUGCAGGAAAUUCAGGUCAGAGAGGAAAUACAUUCCAAUUUCACUGAGCAAAGAAGAGGAAGACUUUCCUUUGGCUUUCUCUAUGGUUGUUCAUCACAAGGUGCAGAACUUUGAGCGACUUCUUCGAGCGAUCUAUGCCCCACAAAAUAUUUACUGCGUCCACGUGGACAAAAAAGCAAAGCCCUCUGUAACCGCUGCCAUCCAGGCCAUURCUUCCUGUUUUCCCAACGUCUUCCUGGUCAGUCAGGCUGUGGAGGUGGUCUACGCUGGCUGGCCUCGUGUACAAGCUGACCUGAACUGUAUGGCUGAUCUAUACUCUGCCAGUACAAAAUGGAAAUACUUCAUCAACCUUUGUGGUCAGGACUUUCCCCUGAAAACCAACUUGGAAAUGGUGAGAAUGCUGCGUUCACUGAGGGGCAGUAACAGCUUGGAGUCAGAAAGCGUGCCUGCAGGGAAAAAGUGGAGGAUAUCAUAUGUUCAUAAGGUCAUUGGUGGGAAUGUCAAGAUGACAAAUAAGUUAAAAGAUCCACCUCCCUUUAACAUUCCCAUUAAGUCAGGAGGUGCCUACAUCGUGGUUUCUCGAGGAUUUGUCCACAGCGUGUUGGAAGACAAUCGAAUACUGUCACUUAUUGAGUGGUUCAAAGACACCUUCAGUCCUGACGAGUUUCUGUGGGCCACCAUUCAACGAAUCCCUGGUGUUCCUGGUUCUAAGUGGCCCAACCGAAAAUACGACCAAACAGAUGUCAACGCACUUGCAAGGCUGGUGAAGUGGCAGUAUCACGAAGGCUCUGAGAAUUUAGCCGCAUACCCCGAGUGUCAAGGAAACCACGUCAGGUCGAUAUGUGUAUAUGGAGCUGGAGACCUACAGUGGCUGCUUCAGAAUCACCAUCUUUUUGCCAAUAAGUUUGACACCGAAAUGGACCCCACUUCCGUCUACUGCUUGGAGAGAUAUCUCAGACACAAAGCUCUGGCCGAGGCACAAUAAAGACGGAGACUUUCUGAGAUCACUUUACAUGAAACUGACUGAAUUAUAAACAUCUUCUUGUUUGUUGCAGUCAAGGCUGUGGUGGUCAUCUUGAAUCGCUUCAAAAGCUACUAUGUAGAUUUACAUCCAAUAUUUAUUUUCAGAGGAUUUCGUUUUAAUUUUUCAAGAUGUUCGUGUAAGAUGUUCAUAAGAUAUUUUGUUAACAGACAAACAGUGUUGACUGCCAAAGUUUUAAAGUGGUGGUUCAAUCUGUUGGUGCUCGAUGUGUUGAGAGGAUAACUCCCAGCUACUACCACACCAAAAUCUAGCUUUAUUGAGUUGAAAACAACUGAUGCCAGAAGAUUUACCAACUUGGUUUAAGUAAAACAAAAAGUAUUUUCUAAAUAACAUUAUUUCUGCCUUCAAUGUUUUGAUCAGAAGGGAGCACUGUUGGGUACCUAAAGACUCAAGAAUGUAUCAUUUUACAGCACAGCUGGCUGAAAAGCUGCAGAGCUAUAGAUGCCUCAUGAAAACUGGUUUGUCCUGUAACUUAAAAGAUGCCAGUCCUGACAACAUGCUGAGCGCUGAAAAGAAGAACAAAAACGGGCUCAAACCUAUGUUGUCUUUGAACCUUUUUUUAAAUGCAGGAACUACAAAUGAAGUGUUUCGUUGACACAUGAAAUGAAAUCCGACCAUAUUCUUCCUGAAGGUGUUCAGAUAACCAGGUUUGAGCAAAUAAUUUACCCAGUACUGAACAAUAAAAAAUAAAACAAUAAAAUAAAAAAAAACAUUAAUUGAAUYAGAAAUCGUUAGGGACAUCUGACUUUGUUGUUGAGCUGACCUGCUGCCCUCUGGGAGGUGCUACAAGUAAACCAAGUCGAGAACUUAUGUACAAAUUCCAGAACAGUUUCUAAAAUAAAAUAUCUCUAAAAUAUUUCUACAAUGAUAAUAGUCUGCCCAUUUUAAUUUGAUCACUACUGAGGGAAUAAAUUAAAAUAAAAAUCACAAACCAGGCUUCCUUUGUUUGAGUUUUCCUUCAUACCUGCAGCCUCAGCUGUCACCUGGAUUCCUUUAUUUGCACCACUUUUAUUUAAAAUGAGCAAAGUGCUUCUCUUAAUUUACAACAUUAAAUAACCUGUGCCAAUGCUGCAUCAACUUCACCUAAGCUUCAGUUUAACCAGCAAUCUAUAAGUAUACUUCAAAAGUUAAUCUUUUGUAGAUGAACAUCCAGCAAUUACUUGUUGAGAGUUUCAUGAAAAUCCGUC